This is a messenger RNA of Puccinia triticina, 1911 nucleotides long. RefSeq lists its product as uncharacterized. The transcript is spliced from 5 exons. The coding region runs from base 1 to 1911 and encodes 636 amino acids. Lineage: Eukaryota; Fungi; Basidiomycota; Pucciniomycetes; Pucciniales; Pucciniaceae. Gene Ontology annotation, biological process: glutathione catabolic process. Gene Ontology annotation, cellular component: fungal-type vacuole; plasma membrane. The record is from RefSeq and is a predicted model, not a curated record. Gene Ontology annotation, molecular function: glutathione gamma-glutamate hydrolase.
AUGGAUGCGAAGCACUCCUCCACUCUGCCGCCAGACGAGCCCCUGUUACCCAGCCACAACAACAGCCAAGACACCGACAAACGAUGUCCGAGCGGGAAACUCAGGAACCCCAGCAAUCGGGCUUGCCUCCUGCUUCUCAUCGCCAUCCCAUCCUUGAUCUGGUUCAGAGCCAGCAAUCCCUCAAACUCUAAUCUGCCAAACUCAUCCACCUUCAACCCUACCCACGAACGCAACCCUUCUUAUCUGGUCUCUGGAAAGAAUGGCGUGGUGUCAAGUGAGGAGGCUCGAUGUUCUAGCAUUGGGAUUAACGUGUUGAAGGACAAUGGUACUGCAACCGACGCAGCCAUAGCUACCGCACUAUGCGUUGGUGUCGUUAAUUCCUUCUCAUCAGGUAUUGGCGGGGGUGGAUUUAUGAUCAUCAAACCACCGUCUGGAUGUCAGAAUCAAUCAACAACCAACAAACCUUGCUCGCCUCAAACUCCAAUCACCAUUGACUUCAGAGAAACCAUACCGGAUGGAGAUUUCUAUGGGGCAGCGUUCUUAAAGGACCCUUCAAAGAGCGAAAAGGGCGGUUUGUCCAUCGGAAUACCCGGCGAACUGGCUGGCUUCGAAGCCGCUUAUCGACAGUUUGGCGGCGGGGUCAGUUGGCAGAGGAUCUUCCAGCCUUCGAUCGAUCUCGCCAAAAACUUCCUCGUCGGUCCCGCCUUGGCUGAUAAACUUAUCAAUUCACACUGGAUGCGAAAAAAGCCAGAAUGGCAAUCAGUCUUCCAACCCAACCAUCGACCAGCCAAAGUGGGAGAUUGGAUUCAGCGGCCGAGCUACGCACGUACACUUGAAAUCAUAGCCGAACAAGGUAUUCAUCCGUUUUAUCAUGGGACGAUCGCACAGCAGUUGGUCGAGACUAUCAAUCGUCACGGCGGUAAGGUCACCUUGGCGGACUUUGAAAACUAUCAACCGAUCAUCGACCAAGCCAUCAACACAACCUACCAUGGCUACAAUAUCUGGACCACCGGACCACCCUCCUCAGGUGCGAUACUAUUGCACGCCAUGAACAUCCUCCAACGCUACUCCUUACACGACCAUUCUCGAACCCCCCUGGCCGAACAUAGGUUCAUUGAAUCGCUCAAGUACGCAUUCUCAGCUCGUACCGAAUUAGGCGACCCCAAGUUCAUGAACUCGAGUGAAUUGGCGCGGCUCGACCUGAUCCAGUCCAAAUCCUAUGGCUUGAAAACCUCGCUGAAGAUCAAUGACACCCGGACUUACGACUAUUCGCAUUACAAACCAAAGUAUGACAUUGUUGAGGAUCAUGGGACGACCCAUUUGAGUGUCGUCGACCGCUUUGGCUCCGCCGUCUCACUCACCUCGACCGUCAACCUGAACUUCGGCUCGAACGUGAUGGAUCCGAUCAAUGGUGUAGUUCUCAACGAUGAGAACGACGACUUUAGUAUCAAGGGCCGGUCAAAUGCCUUUGAUCUAUAUUCCUCCCCCUUGAACUAUCCGAUCACCGGUAAACGGCCGGUUAGCUCGAUGGCUCCCGUCAUCGUCGAUUAUCUGCACCCACAAUCCGACUCACUCGAGCCAGAAUUCUUCUGCGCUCUUGGUGCUAGUGGCGGCAGUCGUAUCUUUAGUGCAGUCAUUGGCACUUUCUUGAAAUUGCUCUGGGGCUAUGACAUAUCUCACGCAAUUGAAGAUGCGCGACUGCAUCACCAGCUGCUCCCGAAUGAGGUUUACGUUGAAACCAGUUAUCGAUCCGAUUUCUUGGAUUCUUUGAAGUCCAAAGGUCACAACAUCACGAUGAUUGACAUCUUCUACGGCAGAGCAGCUGUCCAAGGAAUUCACAAGCCGUUAUCCCAAGCUACUAUGUUCGGCUCUGGCGAUAGUCGAAAGCACGGCGUACCAGAUGCGUAUUGA